This is a messenger RNA of Mya arenaria, 1234 nucleotides long. Its product is annotated as ATP synthase subunit gamma, mitochondrial-like. Lineage: Eukaryota; Metazoa; Mollusca; Bivalvia; Myida; Myidae. Gene Ontology annotation, biological process: proton motive force-driven ATP synthesis. Gene Ontology annotation, molecular function: proton-transporting ATP synthase activity, rotational mechanism. The record is from RefSeq and is a predicted model, not a curated record. The transcript is spliced from 7 exons. The coding region runs from base 58 to 930 and encodes 290 amino acids.
AUAAAUUGAUUAUCUCCCCUUAAUCAGCCUCGUUCCGAAAGAGCUUGACGAGCCGACAUGUUCUCAAGAGCUGCUCAAAAUGUGGUUGUCCCACACACCCAGGUGCGUGGUAUGGCCACACUUAAAGAAAUUCGACUGAGGUUGAAAUCUGUGUCAAACAUCAAGAAGAUUACCAGUUCCAUGAAGAUGGUGUCGGCUGCCAAGUACACCAGGGCAGAGAGAGAACUGCGACCAGCCAGGUCUUAUGGAGCUGGUGCCUCUGCAUUUUAUGAGAAGAUCGAGGCUGCCCCUGGGGAGGAGGCCAAGGACAAGCUGAUUGUGGCGCUCACAUCAGACAAGGGUCUUUGUGGUGGUGUGCACUCAUCCAUCUGCAGGACCAUUCGAAAUAUCAUGUAUGAGAAAGGUGCAGACAAGAACAUCAAGCUUUUCCUCAUUGGUGACAAGUCUAACCAGAUUCUUACUAGGUUGUUUGCAAAAGAUGUGUUGACGGUGUGUAAAAAUCUAGGAAAGAAGCCCCCAAACUUCAAUGAUGCUUCAUUCCUUGCCCAACAGAUCAUAAAGGCAGGAUUCAAUUAUGAUGUUGGGACAGUUUUCUUCAAUACCUUUAAGUCUGUUGUCUCAUACCAGUCAACACAACUGCCCAUCUUCACGGAGUCUGACAUCACGAGCGCUCCAAAACUGUACGACUAUGACAGUGUGGACCAAAGCACCAUCCAGUGCUAUAAUGAGUUCAUGCUUGCCUCCCGCAUGUACUUUGCCAUGAAAGAGUCUGCAUGCAGCGAACAAAGUGCUCGUAUGACUGCCAUGGACGCUGCCAGCAAGAAUGCAGAUGAGAUGAUUGUCAAGCUGAAUCUGACGUACAACAGAACCAGACAGGCUUACAUCACCAGGGAGUUGAUUGAAAUCAUCUCUGGAGCCGAGGCCUUGUAAUAGCAGCGCUGCGUAGGUUAAUCAGACUAUUCAGCAUCAAUGUGUGUGUGUCCUAGAACACUGGGAACAAUUGGCAGCUUGUUUUACAAGCAUUCAAAGGAUCCAUUUUUAGUUAUAGUAUGACCAGUAUAUGUGAUCUUUUUGUGAAAUAUGAAUAUGGGGACUUAAAUUGGAAGGACUAUAAUUUAUUUCAAAUGUGUGUGGAAUUUAGUAUGUUCUGGAAUUAUAUAGAUCUUGGGCAUCUUUUGGUUUUGAUAUUGAGAUUUGUCCAUGUUGAUACGUGUUAUUAAAGUAUUUUGACCGA